CAAAAACACCUUUGAAAUCAGCAUUUUAGAAGGAUGAAGAUACUAAUUGCCUGCUUCCUAUUCAGCAUAGCAAAGGCCCACAUUUCUACUUUUCAUAUACCAGUUUUGGAGAAUGCCAAUAUUUUCAACCAAAUGAUAAGAACCAAUUUGAUAGAUGACGUCGUAGAGUUCCAUACUCCGGCUCAUAAUGAAAUUUUAGAGACUUUCAAAAUCCAGGAUUUCAAACAGGGUUUACAGGCAUUUUGUAUGCCUGCAAAGCAUGAAUGUUUUGUCUCACACUUGAAUAAGUCGCAUUAUCCAAAUGCUGGACACAUGAUGGAAGGAUUUGCACACGUUUGGAAUAACGGUUUAAACUGGAUGACAUCAAAAAACACUCAGACGAUUCAACAGCGGUGGAUUAAAACACACAGUGCUAUUCCAAACACCAGUACACAUAUUAACAAGUUUUUGGCUCUUCAUGGCUUCCCUGUGUACAAAUUAGAGAAAAUUCCUGAUGAUGCUGUGCUUCUUAAAGAUGUAAGCCACAGGAGAGAUUUGAUCGAUGCAGACAAGCAAUGUGCACCUGGAAUAAGACCAAUUCGUCGCUAUGGGUACACAAAAACCGGAGGAUGCGACUGGCUUUAUUUCUGCCCAACGUCAACAGAGACAUCAAGAACGCAAGUGAAAACAAAUAUAGGAUGUGAAAAUAAACACAUCACGGACCAAAUCUUCUACUCGUGUUUAUGUUGCCCUGGUGUACAGCUAAAGCAUAAUUGUUUGUUCUGUGACGAAAUAUAGGAGCAAACUCAUUCAAGAAUGUGUUAAUUUUAUUAAUACGCUUAUGUAGAAGGAUUUCGCAAAAUAAAUGGA
This is a messenger RNA of Saccostrea cuccullata (small rock oyster), 849 nucleotides long. RefSeq lists its product as uncharacterized. The record is from RefSeq and is a predicted model, not a curated record. NCBI's taxonomy places the organism in Eukaryota, Metazoa, Mollusca, Bivalvia, Ostreida, Ostreidae. The transcript is spliced from 6 exons. The coding region runs from base 34 to 777 and encodes 247 amino acids.